Molecule: messenger RNA, 1973 nt
Organism: Solea senegalensis (Senegalese sole)
Lineage: Eukaryota; Metazoa; Chordata; Actinopteri; Pleuronectiformes; Soleidae
Gene: dlst
Product: dihydrolipoamide S-succinyltransferase
Exons: 15
Coding region: 100-1476 (458 amino acids)
Biological process (GO): tricarboxylic acid cycle
Cellular component (GO): oxoglutarate dehydrogenase complex
Molecular function (GO): dihydrolipoyllysine-residue succinyltransferase activity
Source: RefSeq, a predicted model, not a curated record
UUUUUCCCAUACCACUUCCUCGGUGCUUGCGCGGUGUGUCAAUCGUGUCGGUGUGACCGAAGUUCCCUCCCGUGGACAGGCUGCCGUUACACAGCCACCAUGUUGUCCCAUUCCCGGUGUCUCACCAGGAAUUUUGGCCGCUCCCUCUCUGCCAUCCGCCAGGGGAAUAAUGUGUUAGCUCGUCGGGCCACGACAGCUCUGUCAGCUAGUCCUUCUGUCACUUUGAACAACACUGUAAAAUCUGAUCCCCGGUCCAGCAUCUUCCAAAUCCAGUACUUCAGGACGUCUGUAGCCUACAGAGAUGAAGUCGUCACAGUCAAUACCCCUGCAUUUGCAGAGUCUGUCACAGAAGGGGAUGUAAGGUGGGAGAAAGCUGUUGGGGACUCCGUCUCGGAGGAUGAGGUGGUGUGUGAAAUAGAGACAGAUAAGACCUCAGUGCAGGUUCCCUCUCCUGCUUCUGGUGUUAUCGAGGAGCUUUUGAUCCCUGAUGGAGGCAAAGUUGAGGGAGGAACUCCUCUUUUCAAGCUUAGGAAAGGAGCUGUGGCUCCCAAAGCUGCGGCAGCACCAAUAGCCGAAGCCCCUGCAGCCCCGUCGCCACCACCUUCUGCUGCCCCUCCUCCCCCCUCAGCUGUGGGCCCCAUUCCCACCACUAUGCCCCCUGUGCCACCUGUGCCAGCACAUGCUAUGGACACCAAACCAGUUUCAGCCAUCAAGCCCACAGCUGCUCCCGUGGCACCAGUGGCCCAAGCAGAGGGAGGAGCUAAAGGUGCCAGGACAGAGAGCAGGGUUAAGAUGAACCGCAUGAGACUAAGAAUUGCCCAGAGGCUGAAGGAAGCCCAAAACACCUGUGCGAUGUUGACAACAUUUAAUGAGGUCGACAUGAGCAACAUCUCAGAGAUGAGGAAGUCUUACAAAGAUGCCUUCCUGAAAAAACACAACAUCAAGUUGGGCUUCAUGUCUGCGUUUGUGAAGGCCGCUGCCUUCGCUCUGUCCGAUCAGCCCGCCGUCAACGCUGUCAUUGAUGACACAACCAAAGAGAUAGUGUACAGGGACUACGUUGACAUCAGUGUGGCUGUGGCAACGCCAAAGGGUCUGGUGGUUCCUGUAAUCCGAAACGUGGAGGGAAUGAAUUUUGCAGACAUUGAGAAAACCAUCAAUAUGUUGGGAGAAAAGGCUCGUAAGAACGAGCUGGCUGUUGAGGACAUGGACGGAGGAACCUUCACCAUAAGCAACGGCGGCGUGUUUGGGUCCAUGUUUGGCACGCCCAUCAUCAACCCACCGCAGUCUGCUAUUUUAGGCAUGCAUGGCAUCUUUGACAGGCCUGUUGCAAUCGGUGGCAAGGUGGAGAUCCGUCCCAUGAUGUACGUCGCCCUGACGUACGACCACCGUCUCAUCGACGGCAGAGAGGCCGUCCUUUUCCUGCGUAAGAUCAAGUCGGUGGUGGAGGAUCCCAGGGUGCUGCUCCUCGACGUGUGAGCCCCCACCCCCCCGGUGAACUCCAGGCCCCCACCAAACAAACCCAAUCCACACCGGCACCAGUGGCUCUACUCACUCGACGAACAUUAACCGUAACUGUAGAUGAUAUGUUGUUGUUGUUAAAUAGAAGAAGAGAAAAAAACAGUUGGGGUGUGCAAUGGACAUUUUGUCAGACUGAUUAAAGUGUUGGUGCUGUUUGUGGAGGAAUUUCAGGGUCUGGGGCUUCAAGAUCAAAAAAAAAGAAAAGAGGAUAUUAUAUAACUUAUGUGCACCAUAUGUCAUUUUCUACAUACAACUACUAUGAAUGGCAAAUAGAGUUCACAGUGCCCGUCAUUGUAUGAUUUGGCUGAGAGGAGAACAAUGAGCACAUACUGGGGGGGAAACACUUCUUAAAUGUCUGAGGUGAUCAAAUUUGUCGAGAGGAAAAUUUAAUGCUGUACAAGAAAAGACUAUUUAAGAGAAACAGAGUUUUAAACAAUAAAAACUGCAUUACUCAA